AUGAGAAAUACAACAAAACCUAAAGAUCGUCCUCUGAUUGAGGAAAUUCAGGAAGAGGAUUCCGAGAAGGAUGUUGCUGCCAUAAAGAAGGAAAUGAAAAAGAAUGGAGGAUCGGCCGAGAAAAAGAAUCACUCUCCACAACAACCAAAGAAAUCAGAAUCAGCUGCACUGGAUGAGAGUGUAUUUGAUCCUGAUGAUACAGAGGAAAUGAAGGCCCUCAAAAGAGAUGUCUUAAGAAAGGCUUUCUCUGCAUUUAAAGAGCAAGAAGAAAAAAAACAGGAAAAAAAGAGCUCUUCUUUUAUAUUUUCAAUGUUUCAAUUGGUUUUCAUAGUCUCCUUAUUGAGUUUUUUCAUUUUCAGAACUUUAGUUUUAAAGUCAACACAUUCCAAUAUUGUAACACCUUUCGAGACAAGUGAACUAUUUACUGGAAAUAAUUCUGUAAAAGCAUUCAAUUUACUUCUCGGAAUGGCAUACUCACCACGUCUAACAUUAGCCUAUCUUGCAGUCAUGGAUCGACCAUUGCUGAAAACUGUUUUUGAAAAAUCAGGUGAAACAUUAGGAAAUGGAGAGGGCUCAAUUCAAGACUAUGCUUUGAAAGUGGUAGGAUGCAUAGUUGCUCCAAGACUUUUCAUGGUCAUGCAAGGUGUUAAUAUUCUUGUAGAUCGACAUCACGAUGCCGUCAUGGAUGGAAGCGCUUGGACUUUAUUGUCAACCUACCUGACUGAUUUCAACAAAUUAUACUCCACCAUCACCGAAUCGUUUUGGAAGAAUGAUAAGAAUUUUGAGACAGUUUUCCUCCUUUUUUCAAUUGCAAGUCAAUUGUUAUUCAUAUUGUUUGAUUUUGCAUCUCGCAUCUCCUUCUUGAAGAGAAGUGUCAAGUUUACCAUCAUGCUCAUGCUGUGGGUGGUGAUGAAUACUUACUUUAUUCCACCCAUGAUUUUGGGAUACAUGUUCAAGAUUACAUAUCUCAUUCAACCUGUGCUCACACUGGUCUUGUAUUUUAGUGAAACUCUCGAAAUUCGCUAUGAAAAACAAUUGUUGGAAUCUCAAGAGAAGGAACAACGAGAAGCUUUUAUCCAAAGCGCUAGAGACGCUUUGAAGAAAGCCCAAGAAAGUAAGAAGGAAAAAUAA
Molecule: messenger RNA, 1131 nt
Organism: Naegleria fowleri
Lineage: Eukaryota; Heterolobosea; Eutetramitea; Acrasida; Naegleriidae
Exons: 1
Coding region: 1-1131 (376 amino acids)
Source: RefSeq, a predicted model, not a curated record